Adineta steineri is the source of this 981-nucleotide messenger RNA. NCBI's taxonomy places the organism in Eukaryota, Metazoa, Rotifera, Eurotatoria, Adinetida, Adinetidae. The record is from the annotation of a GenBank genome assembly.
AUGCUUAUUUCACGAUAUGGUUUAGGUAUUAUCUGGUUAGUUGGCAACAUUGGGUCAGUUUUAACCUGCUUGGUUUUUCAUCAACCUACAUUUCGUAAGAGUUCAUGUGCCAUGUAUUUCAUCGCUUCAAGUUUUUCGCAAUUAUUAGCUUUCAAUUUUGCUUUACUUUAUCGAAUGCUACAAUACGGGUAUAAUGUUCAAACUAUCAACACUAGUCUCUUGUUUUGUAAGAUACGUUUCUAUCUAUUCUUUGUUAUGAUUGCCAAUUCUCGUUAUAAUAUCAUUAUGGCUUCAAUUGAUCGAUACUUCGCUAGUUCUCGAAAUGCUCUUCGACGUCAGUGGAGUUCACCAAAGAUUGCUCUACGUGUUAUUAUUGGUAAUGCAAUUCUCUGGAGUCUUAUAUAUAUCCAAGUAAUGAUUUUCUAUCAGAUUAUCAAUAAUAGUUGUCAACCUCAAUUAGGAGGGUACGGAAUAUUUUUUAGUAUCUAUAUUUCAAUUGAUAGUGGAAUUCUUCCUAUAUUCUUAAUGCUUCUUUUCGGUCUAUUAACCGUUAGAAAUGUUCAUCAAACCGGUAAACGUAUUGAACCGACCACAACGAAUCCUGAUGGUAAAUCUAUUCUAACUAGUAAAAUUUCAAAGAAAGAUGUUCAAUUACAAAAGAUGUUAGCAAAUCAAAUUAUUCUUUUCUUAUUUCUGAAUAUACCGAAUCCAUGUUAUCUUCUUUAUCGAUCAUUCACUAUAAAUAUUCAAAGAUCAUCACUUCGUCUUACAAUUGAAGCAUUCAUCAAUAAUAUGACAUAUGUUCCUCUUUAUCUUGGCUUCGCAUUGACAUUUGCUAAUUUUGCGGUAUCAUCAAAGAUGUUCCGACGAGAAUUUCUAUCUCUUAUGCAAACAAAGAUACUUCGUCGACCUCCACGAAAUACAGAAACCGAAGGAGCAACAACAAUGAGAAAUGUCUUGACAACCACUGCGUACGGUUAA